CGAGACGGCCACAAACAUUUUAAGACAAAAUAACCAACAGAAAAAAAAAAAAACACAAAAAUUCAACAGUUAACGGUUACGCAGAUCGCUGCUGUACGGAUACUCCCGAAAUCCCAUUCAGAAUCCCAUUCAGAGUUCUGUUCAGUGCAGUGACAAAAGUGACGUCAAGGGAGAGCUCUAAAGUGCAGUUCAGUCCCCGUCCAGCAGCAGCUCCGCGUCAAGUUCUCUCCCUAUCUCUGUCUUAGCACCCGUUUUCGUAAUCGAAUUGUGCAAAAAAGCAUACAAAAAAGUGAAUCUGCUUUUAAAGUUAUCUUCGACUCCAUCUCGCUCGCACCCAGCUUUUAAUUUUGCGUCUGUUUCGCUGCCGUCGUCGUCGCUCUCACCGCCGCCGCUGUCGCUGUUGAAGUCGCGGCUCGUAUUGUUUAUAUUUUUUUUUUUGUGUUCUGAGCUGCUGCUCUGCCUGCCCCGCCUGCUUGCUCAGAAGGUUGAGAGGUAAUAAUAAAAGCAAUACAAUCACAAUGAAACGAAAUUGAGUGAAAAAUAUAUUUCGCUUACAGAAAGCAACAAAAUCAAAUAAGUUAACAAGAAAAAAUCCGCUGGCGAGCGAAUUUCACGCCGUAUUUAAUCUUUGCCCACUGACCGCCUCCAGCUUAAUCGCUGCUCGUCUUUCUUUCCGUUCCGUUCGCGUUCGCGUGUGUUCUGUGCUCCGGCUCUGGCUCCAGGUCCAGCUCCAGCUACGGCCACGGUUCCGUUCCGACUCUGAUUUCGAUACGCUUCCGCUGCUGUCUUCUGUCUAUCGUCGCGCGUUUGUCCUAUCGUUUUCGUAGCAAAUUCGUUUUCAAAUUUUUUUUGGAAGAGUUCUUGAGUCAAGUCAACCAGGUAAUCACAGUGCUUAGUGGCUGCAUAUGAGAGUGCUGCAAAAACUUAGAAAUUAAAUAAAAAUCAGUUUGGUUCGGAGCUCUGGUUUUGCCAGAAAUAAAACACAGAAACAAACUUAGGUUAGCAGUUUUCAGGAAACACUGUAGCACACUCUAGGCGAGCUGCCCAGCAAAAUGUCCUCUACACUAGGCCUCAUCACAGCGCUACUCCUGGCGAUCACGAUAUGCCAGGCCCAGCCAGACCUGCACAAAUACAUGUCGCCGGAGCAGCUGCAGUCCGUCUUCCACGUGGACAGCCACGACGCUGUGCCCCACUAUGAGGUCGUCCAGCUGCUGCACCACGACCCCCACCAGCGCCAGCGGCGCAGCAUCUCCGACAGCCGUAGGGCGGUCACAGCCCUGCCGCCCCACCACGUGAAAAAGGAUCUCAGCAAGAACUCCUAUUACAGCGAGCUGAAGCACCAGGCCAUGGCCUCGGGGGGCAACCAUCUGUCCGGCCUCGAUGUCAGCGCCAUCCAGUCCCACAACGUCUCCUUCAGCGCCUUCGGACACCACCUGAACCUCACCCUGCGCCCAACCAAGGGCCUCUUCAAGGACACGCCCCACCAGCUGCGGAUGUGGAGCGUGGGCGGCGAGCCCAAUGCCACCCACGGCCUCGACCUUCAGGAGAUACCCAAGGAGGAGCACCACAAAGACGAGAUUGGUGAAGUGUUCCAGGAUGAGCGGAACAUGGCAGCGAUCUUGAUGCGGCGCCACAUGGAAACGGGCGACCUGAUAAUGGAGGGCAGCAUCGGUCACGACCUGGUGAUUAAGCCCUUGCCGCACGAGCUCAGUCCCAGCCAGGAGGAGGCCCACCACAUUGUGUACAAGCGGGAGGCGAGCGCAGCAGAAGAUCAACUGAGUGACUUCGCCUUCAUGGAACCCGACGAUCUGCUGGCCAGCGAGAAGCUCGAGCGUCUGCAACGGCGCCAGCGGCGCAAACGGCGCAGCGUUCCCACCAGUCCCGACUUCGAGGACCUCAACGACGAGGAUGAGGGCGUCCUGGACGCGGAGCCCCAGACCGCCGAGUCCCGCACCCGCACCCGCACCCGUUCCCGGCGCCAGGCCCCGUACAUCAUCUACCCCGAAGUCUUGGUUAUCGUCGACUACGAUGGCUAUCGGCUCCACGGCGGCGAUAAUUUGCAGGUCAAGCGGUACUUCAUCUCAUUCUGGAACGGCGUCGAUCUUCGUUACCGCCUGCUGAAGGGCCCCAGAAUACGCAUCAGCAUCGCUGGCAUCAUCAUCUCCCGGGGCCGCGAUGCCACCCCCUAUCUGGAACGCAAUCGAGUGGGACGGGAUGCCAUCGACUCGGCUGCCGCCCUCACCGACAUGGGCAAAUAUCUGUUUCGCGAGCGCCGUCUGCCAGUCUACGACAUCGCCGUGGCCAUAACUAAACUCGAUAUGUGCCGUCGCACCUCCGCUUAUGGCGAAUGUAAUCGCGGUACCGCAGGCUUCGCCUACGUUGGCGGUGCCUGCGUAGUGAACAAGCGACUGGAAAAGGUGAACAGCGUGGCCAUCAUUGAAGACACCGGCGGUUUCAGCGGCAUCAUUGUGGCUGCCCACGAAGUGGGACACUUACUGGGAGCGGUCCAUGACGGCUCGCCGCCACCAAGCUACCUAGGCGGCCCGGGCGCCCAGCGCUGUCGCUGGGAGGACGGAUACAUUAUGUCCGAUUUGCGCCACACUGAGCGCGGAUUCAGAUGGUCCGCCUGUACGGUCCAGAGCUUUCAUCAUUUUCUCAAUGGAGACACGGCCACCUGCCUGCACAACGCCCCACACGAGGACAGCGCUCUGGGACGCUCUCUGCCAGGCACCUUGCUUUCGUUGGAUGCCCAAUGCCGGCGGGACCGGGGAACUUAUGCCUGCUUCAAGGACGAGCGCGUCUGUGCCCAGUUGUUCUGCUUCGACGCCCAGACGGGAUACUGCGUGGCCUACAGACCCGCUGCGGAGGGUUCGGCCUGUGGUAACGGUUAUCACUGUCUGGAUGGUCGGUGCACCCCUCUGCCCUCCAACAUCAUCCCCGACUAUGGGAACAACUAUCGUUUAGUCUACAAUAAAAUCGACAGCAAAAAAGAUGCAACCUCUGAGCCAACGGGGGACAUUGAAAGUAGUAGCGAGGAAGCCGAGUCGCAAGAAGAUGAGAAUGAGAAUGAGAACGAGAACGAUGAUGAGGAGGAGCAAGAGCAGGAUGAGGGCACCACUAGUAGCGAGGAGCAGCAGGAUAAUAAAGUCGAGCAGAGCUCGGACGCCGCUUCGGCUUCCGCUGCCUCUGCUGGUACGUCGACAUCUACAACGAAGUCGACGACAACGACCACAGUGCGACCCAAGGCGAAAGCGUUUGGGUACUUGCAUCGCAUUUUGCCGUUGUACGACGCUGAGAGGCAAUGGCUUCAGAAAGACGGAGUUUUGGUGAAGACGCGGACCAGCAGUAGCGUCAGCAGCAUUAGCGGUCCCUCUGCUCCCUCUACGACAAAAAUACCAACAACAACAACAACAACCACACAAACACCGAAUCUUUUCCAAGUCUACACACAUGAAUUACGCAAACAAAUUGAAUACUACCUACACAUGCUACAAACACAACAACAUGCAACAAAAUUGAAACCAGAACAAAAGCCACAACAGACAGAACAAACACAACAGUCGAUAGUUGAAAUACCUUUGGUACAAAAACAAAUUAAAAAUUAUAGUGUAACCAGCAACAGCAACAGCAACAGCAACGGAGCAAAACAACAACACCAACAGAACACCAGCGAAGAGAACCAGAGGCAGCCGCAACAGCAACAGCAACAGCAACAGCAACAGCCAACCGAUGAGGAAAAUGAAGCCACUGCCGGCAUUCAGAGCAAUGAAGCGAUUGAGCGGCAAAAACGUAAGUUCCCCAUCCAAUCCACCAUAGCAACAACAGCAAUAGCAACUGCUGCAGAAACGACAUCAGCAACAACAUCAGAAACAACUGCCAAAGGGAUAACAACAUCAUCAUUUCUCGAUGCGUACUUUAAAAAAUUACAAGCAUUGCAUUUACCAACACUGGACGGCGCAGUAACUGCCACCAGCACAAUCACAUCCGUCUCUUCAUCCGUCAGCUCAACAAACAAGCAACACCCGCAACACCCGCAAGUGCAGUCACAGCAGAAAGAAGACAAAUUUGAUGGCAGCGCCUUCUUGAAACGUACGCCAACUCGGAGUAGUAUUAAAGCAUACAAAACUAGUAGUAGCAAUACGAGUAUUAGUAGUAGUCAACCUCAUCCACAAAAUCAACAACAACAAAGGCCAAACUACAUUGGCGACACCACAAAUAAUCUGCCAGCGGUGUUGGACAGUGCGCCAAGUACAACAGAAAGUACAGCUGUGCCCAAGAAACCCAAAAUUAAAACACAAAAACUAAUACGCCGCACACGAGUCAUGUAAUGUAACCAUAAAGUGAACGCGAGAAAGUGACAGAGAUGCUGAUACGGAGAAAGAGGCAAACAAGAAACUCUGCUACCACUUACUAUAAACUACUAAAUACUGCUAGCCAAAACACAGUUGAUCAGCUGCUUGCCAAAACCAAAACAAGAACCUUUCAACAUACAUUGUCAACGGCUCCUUCGUCCUUCGUCGUUCGUCCAACGACCAACGUCCACAAUACCACACACACAAAACAAAGCAACACGCAACACACACAUGUACACAUGUAUAUGCCAAACCGACCGAUUCGAUACCGAUACCGAUACCGAUACCGAUACC
Drosophila miranda is the source of this 4646-nucleotide messenger RNA. RefSeq names its product A disintegrin and metalloproteinase with thrombospondin motifs 5. NCBI's taxonomy places the organism in Eukaryota, Metazoa, Arthropoda, Insecta, Diptera, Drosophilidae. The transcript has 14 exons. Gene Ontology annotation, biological process: proteolysis. The coding region runs from base 1053 to 4328 and encodes 1091 amino acids. The record is from RefSeq and is a predicted model, not a curated record. Gene Ontology annotation, molecular function: metalloendopeptidase activity.